Molecule: messenger RNA, 1590 nt
Organism: Aureobasidium namibiae CBS 147.97
Lineage: Eukaryota; Fungi; Ascomycota; Dothideomycetes; Dothideales; Saccotheciaceae
Exons: 1
Coding region: 1-1590 (529 amino acids)
Source: RefSeq, a predicted model, not a curated record
AUGGUCUACCUUCCCAAUGAGAUCUGGCUCAAGGUCGCAGGAUAUUUCUACCCUCCGCUAGACCUCUGCACGCGUGAGUCCGAGACAGUCAAAGAACACGACAGAGUCGUACAGCGAACUCUUAUCAGUCUCUGUCUUGUCUCCAAGCAACUUCGCGCCAUAUUCCAGCCACGACUAUCCGGCAGCUUCACCAAAUACAGCAGAUCUAAUGCUCGCAACCUGCUGUUAGAGUCGGACUCGGAAUGGCGACACAAGUACUACCAAUGCAGCGAACAGAACUUCAUCCGUAAAACAACGAGACUCGAAUACUUCUUACGUACCUUGAUCGAGCGUCCAGAUCUCGCUGUCAUGGUCGAACAAUUACGUAUCGGCUGGUUUGUCGAAGAUAGUGCUCUCGAAGGAAAAAUCCAGAAGCUGUACGAAAGGCUUUCCUUGCACGGUACACUUGCCAGCACAUUCGUGGAUACUCUUAGGACGUUCCAAGGAUUUGAGCGUAUGAGUAUCGAAACCAGAAGAUCCUGGCUGAAAGACCUCCGGUCCGGCGAGGAGCAAGCAGAGGUCGCACUUCUGCUGGUUAUACUACCGAGCCUGCGCUUCUUACGUAUCGAGUCGAGAAGAGGCGACCUUACUAAGUAUGUACGAGAGUUACAUGACGCCCUUGUUGGCCCCAGACCUACAUCUUGGACCAUCGUUUCUGGAGAAGGGAUGUUGAGGAAACGUCGUGAUAGCAUCCAGUCUCAAUCACAGCUACCUCCCCAGAUUUUGAAGGCCCUCGAAUCACUCAAUGUGUGGUCGAAUUGUCAUGGCGAAGGCUCACUGGAACGUUGUGUGGAUCUCCUGUCGCUACCGUCGCUCACAUCAAUUGAUGCAAGAGGCCUUGAACAAUGGCACAAAGAAUUAUGGCCAUGGCCAAAGCCAAACAUCGACCUCACAUCUCUCCAGAAUCUGACCCUUGUACACUGCAGGCUCAGCGGAUCAGCCAUCACAGAUCUUUUGACAAAAUGCACAGGAUUGAGAUCUCUCACCCUCAACUCUCAAUUCGCCUUCAACCCAGAAGAAGAGGCACCUUUCCUUGGAACGACAGUCUAUACUGCUCUUCAAAAUCUGGCCGGAACACUGGAGCGUCUCACCAUGAUGGUGCCUGAGUAUAUCACUGAUCCAGACCUGGACCUGACAUCCUUCAAGAACUUACGUCACCUUGAGGUGGAUCAGCACUUGUUGCUUUACAAUCAGGGACAAGCAAACAUGCACAAGAACCUGCCAACAAGCAUACAGCAACUCGUUGUCCGAAGAACCAGCAUGUUGAUCAAGCCGAGUCUCGAGGCAAUCUUCAACACCUUCGAACCCACCCCUGAUUUCCCUAACCUUGCCGCUUUAAAGCUUUUUACAUUAUAUGAAGGUCCUGAUAAGUUGGAGGAAGACUUGAUCGGCCUUCGCAUACGAGCUCAACAACUCAGCGUCGGCUUUGAGUGGGAGGGAGAACCUGGACACAACUAUUCAGAGUUUUGGCAUGUUGACUCGGAUUCUGAGGAAGACCUUGCUUCGGAACAUUUCCAUUCAGACGAGGAGAAUUCAGAUGAUGAUGACUAG